This is a messenger RNA of Glarea lozoyensis ATCC 20868, 795 nucleotides long. RefSeq lists its product as uncharacterized. The record is from RefSeq and is a predicted model, not a curated record. NCBI's taxonomy places the organism in Eukaryota, Fungi, Ascomycota, Leotiomycetes, Helotiales, Helotiaceae. The coding region runs from base 1 to 795 and encodes 264 amino acids. The transcript is spliced from 2 exons.
AUGGCAAAACGGUCUUAUGAUGAUUUUGAACCUCAAUCAGACGCAGAUAAUAUUGCCAGCACCGAGCCUCUCCCCGUCGCGCAUUUCACGUCCUCCACGCCAUCCUCGUCGAAAAUUCUCCAUCUCGAUUCCGAAUCUCCCUCCAGUAGCGGUGAAGCUCCAACAAUUGAGAUGAAAUGCUCCCUCGCUCCACACAAAGAAAUUCUUUCAUUUCCGUCGAUCGAGGCGUUUGAGAUUCAUUACAAAAAGGCUCACCUCAAUCGAUGUCUUGAGUGCAGGAGAAACUUUCCCACAGAGCACUUUCUGGAUCUUCAUAUUCAGGAAAAUCAUGACGCUAUUGUUGGUGUAAGAAAGGAGAGGGGCGAGAAGACGUUCGCAUGUUUCGUUGAGGAUUGUGAUCGAAUGUGUUCCAAUUGGGAGAAAAGAAGAAUGCAUCUCAUCGAUAAGCAUGCCUUUCCGAAGGAGUACGACUUUGCCAUUGUGAACAAAGGAGUUGACAACCGGAGUUCCAUGCUCAUAUCUGGGAGACAUCGUCGCAGAAGUUCGGCUGCACAAUACAAGAUCGAAGCAGACAAAAAGCACAGCUCAGCUUUAGAGACAAUCACGAGUAUCGCUCCAGACGAGGAGAUGAAUGGAGUGACAACAAAGACCGAGAACCAACAAUCGCCUGCAAAGAAUAAUGACUCGGAAGUCGACAAGCUGGCCAGCGCCAUGUCUUCACUACAAUUUGUCCCUCCGAGUAUCAGGUUUGGUAGAGGUCGAGGUCGGUCCAGGGGAGGAUUUAGUAAGACGUGA